AUGGCGGCCAGUCCUUAUGGCAACCGGAAACCUGUGAACAAAACAUUCCGUGGGCUUCUUGAAUUCAGCGAGAGAAUGACUUUUGUUGGCCCUCCAGAGAAUGUCAGAGGCCAUGUUAUGGCUGCUGCGAGAGCCCUUAAGAAGGGUGACUACCAAAAGGCUUUCGAUGUCAUUAGUUCUCUUGAGAUCUGGAAGCUGUGGAGGAACAUGGAGCAUGUUCUUGAUUUGCUGAAGCUUAAGAUCAAAGAAGCUGCUCUUAAAACCUACCUCAUUUCUUAUUCAUCCUGCUAUGGCUCUCUAAGCCUGGACAAGCUAUCUGUGAUGUUUGACCUGACAGAAUCACAUACACAAAAUAUUGUCAGCAAGAUGAUGAUACAAGAGGAGCUUCAUGCAAGGUGGGACCAACCAACACGCAGCAUUGUCUUUCAGAAUGCCGAGCAAACCAGGCUGCAGAGACUACUCUACCAGAUGGCAGAUAACGUUUCUUUCAUUGCGGAGAGAAAUGAGAUGGAUAUGGCGGUAAAUCUCGGGAGGAAGUGCCGAGACGCAAGGCUGAUAGUCAGGACCCUUCAAAAUUAG
Miscanthus lutarioriparius is the source of this 579-nucleotide messenger RNA. The record is from the annotation of a GenBank genome assembly. Lineage: Eukaryota; Viridiplantae; Streptophyta; Magnoliopsida; Poales; Poaceae.